CAUCAAGCCGUUGUGUAACUUGCGUACAAUUUCGGGCACAUUGUCUGGAAAUGCGCAAAUAAAGAAAAUGGAGGCGGAUUUGGAUUUCUAGCCGCUGCCUGAGGCACAACAAGCCGCUUAACUCAAAUCGUGAAGGAAAACACUUGGUUUCAGAUUCAACGAUCUCCAUCGACUCGCAGUCCAGAAAGAAAAGGGAUGUCCUGACGGCAUUUCACAGGAAACACGGAAGCCAUCUGCAAGGAGGACAAUCGUUUUCUCCGCGGACUGGCAAAGAAAGCCGACAUGUUAUGUCUAUGGACUGUUAUUUCAACACGGACGAUGUAAUCGAAAAGCCACAAAGGAGUCGGUGGUGAAGCAAAUAGGAGAAACACGGAGCACCGAUCUGCUGCAGUUGUGCAAUGGCUGGGGUUUGCACUGGCUGAAUCCGAGCUGAAAGUCUGUGGAGUUUCGGCCCACUCUCUCCCAAAUGAGGCAGCCAGGAUUGGUGUCUUUCAGGAGGAGUUAGAGGGCAGCAAGACAUUUAACACCAGGUUUCCACUUAGAUGUAACCCAUAUCAUCCUGGACAGUCCCAGUCCUUGUGUGUCCAAGAAAAGGAUUGGGUCAAAUAAGCCCUAGCUUUUCUGAUCCUUGCAGAGAAUGGCUCAUGGAUGGGAUUCAUACUAUCAUAACCUCCCACCCCUAUCAUCAGAUCCGAGCACUUUGAGAAGGACAUCAGAGUCAGAGGGAAGUCUUUCUCAGCAUAUAGAGAACUUCAUAGGAAAUCAUGACUUCCCUGUCGCAGUGGCUUCACAUGAAGCCCCUGCAACAAACUCAAACUUCAACACGAACUAUUACUCAAAUCCUAAUAUUGAAAAUCCCAGUUCGGACUGUCUUUAUCAAAGAUACUGCAAGGACACAGAAUGGCAAGCUGAUGGAGAACAAACGGGAAAAGAUUACUUGCCAAGAUGUGGAAAUACUGAUAUCCCAGAUUUUGGCACAGAUGGAUUAUCAUCAUCAGGAUCUUUUCCUUCAUCUUUUGCAAAUGAUUUACAAGAACUUAAGCAAGACUGUGGAAUGCUAUCUACAUCAUUUCUUGAAGACUACUCAGAUGUCAGUAGCUGCUCUGAAUCAGAUGUAAGUGAAACAAGGCCCUCUUGUAAAUUCAUGGCAAGUAAUUCAGUUCCAAAACCUAAAACUGAUUAUAGUACAAAAAAUAGCUCCUCAGAAUGGCUUUUCUCUGACACUGGAAAUAUGAUGCUUGCAGCUGAGAAUCAGUGCACUGAUGUAUCAGAGACUAAUGUAAUUUUGCAUGGUACAUCAAAUGUGUCAGCAGGACAAAACAUGGUUGAAUGUUCCCAAGAUAAGACGCAAAGUUCAGACAAAAAUGUGAAAUCUUGCGCAGGGCACAAUCAGUCCUCUACUACUUCUAACAAGAUGACAACUACAGGGAGCGACACUGUAGCUGAUAGAAACGAUUACGGAGGUGGUCCUGGUAUGACAGGAAAGGAGGAUGCAGAGACAGACCUCAAUCCAGGAAAAAAUUCAAGCAUCUCAAUAAGUGGCCAUAAAAACUUAGCUGGUGAAAGAACAGAAAAGUAUCCAGAUGGUAAUGAGAAGGAGCCGACUGCUCCAACUACUCCGAUUAUCAUGGCUACAGUGGACAAUGAGCAGUGUCACUCAGAUGAAAAAGUUCUGAGACAGGAAAUGAAGGAAUCAUCUGACCAAGAAAAUGAGGGAUUUGAUAAUCUUAACUCCACAGAUGGCCAAGAUAGAAAUACAAGAGAGGACUUGCAGGACAAAAGUGAAGACCUACAAAGGGAAAGAAAAGAAUCAGUGUCAUUUGAAAAUGAUGAGGAGAAAUCCCCAAAUUCCAACUCCAAUGUUGGACAAAAUGAAAAUGAGGAAACUGACUGUCAGGACAAAGAACUUCUGUCAAAUAUCUCUCAAUCUUCAAAUCCAAAAAAAGAUGGGAGAAGGAAAUGCACUAGUACCGCAAAACGAAACAGUCAGGAUGUUGAUUCAUGUUUGAAGCUACCAGAGCACCAGUCUGACGAAAGUGUAGUUCAGGAUGCGAUAUGUCUGAGUGCCGCUGUGACGAGUGAUGGUCAUAUCAGCAAUGCCAGUGACAAGAAUGAGCAAAGUGUUGCAAGUCAUUCAGAAUCCUGCUUACAGACAAAAAGCUCUAGCACAGACAUGAAUCCUUGUCUAGAAAAAGAAUGGACAAGUGCAGCGGACAAGACAAACACCACUUCUUCUCCAGAUCCAGAUGGUAAUGAUCCUGAUGUCACUGACAGCCUUCACAUUGUUACAAGUGACAAGGACAAGCAAGAUCUUUCUAGUCAAGGAGAAUCCUGCUUACAGCCAAUCAGGCCAAGCACAGACAUGAAUUCCUGUCUAGAAGAGGAAAGGACAAGUCUAUCAGAGAAGAAAACCACAACAUCUUCUACAGAACCAGUUUGUACUGACCCUCUUGUGAGUGGUAGCAAUAAAGAGCAAAAUGUUACUGAUGGUUUAGAAUCCUCUUCACAGUCAAACCCCUCAAGUCCAAACAUAAAUCCAUGCCAAGAAAAGGAACGGACAAAUCCAGCAGAGAAUACAAAUGCAACCUCUUCUUCAGAUCAGCCACACCCACUAGUGACCAGUCCAGUGGCCCUACAACCAGGAAGUGUUACUGGAGAUGUUGCUGAAAAUACAAGAGAGUCAUUUGAAGAGUUAGACACAUCUGCAGAGGAGCCUUCAGCGCUUGGCAUGCUGUAUGGUGAACCUCUGUCAAGAGAAGAUUCUUCAUGUGAUGCUGAUGAAACUAAUAUCGACACAAAUCACUGUAAAGACAUAUCUUUGGCCAGACCUGACAGUAACACCUUGGGCUUUUCAGAAGGACAAGCACCUCAGCUCAAAUCCUCUCAACAAAUGACAAAAUGUCUGCAGCCUGUCGUAAUACUGAAGACCUCAGAGUCAGUAAAUGGAAGGAGUGGCUCUUAUCAGUGCGCAGAAUGCCAACACACCACCCACAAUGUAGAUCAUCUUAUUGAACACCACCAUCGUUGCCAUAUUGUGCACAAUUUCCAGUUUUGCAAGAAUUGCAAUCUCUACCUGAUAAGGAAUGAACAAGCAGAAAAACAUGUAUGUUACAUAAGCAAAGAAAGCCCGCAGCUUUCUUCUGAUUCCAGCCUACUGAUGAAAAUAAAACGUCGCGGGGGACACAAGUGCAUGAAGUGCGGACUAAUAUUUUCAAAAGUACUUCAGUAUAUCAAGCAUAUGAGGGCUCACACUGGCCAAACACCCUUUAAGUGUAAUGCAUGUGGAUCAUAUUUUGCACAGCCAGGAUGCCUACAAAGACACCAGCGAAUACCUGGUAGAUGCAAGCAGGCAAAACUUCCGGUUUCAAAUUCGGAUCCCAAUAUCAAAGAAACCGAAACACUACCAGAAACACCACCGCAAGAGGACCUGGUACACAACAAACCUUAUCCAAAUCUGCCCAAAUGUUACAUAAAGCUAGUUGACAUCUCUAAAACCCAUCAGUGCAGAUUUUGUGGUAAAUACUACUUAACUGAAGCCAAGGCUAAAAAGCACUUCUACAACAUACACAAAGGAAAGACUUUGGUGGUUUCGUCAAGUCAGUCAACCACUAAAUGCAACAGUGAGGAAACCAAAAAACUGCAAAAUGAGACAACAGGAAAAUAUAAAUGUCCCCUUUGUCCACGGCUUUUCAAGUACUCCUACAACAGAGCUCGGCAUUUACGUGACUGCGUCAAAAUUUCAAUAUAUGGUGGCAAGGAAAAAAUUUCUGGUAAAUAUCGAUGUCCCUUGUGCCACGUAUCCUUCACGUUACCAUCUAACCGAUAUAGACAUAUUAAAGCAUUUUGCCUCAGAGACUGUCUUAAUCGGCUCACAAAAGAGAGAGCAAAAUCAAAGAAAAAGGUUGAACAGAAAAAAGAAACAAACAAAGGACAGGACAAGGAAAUUGAGCAGAAAAUACAGUCUAAGAAAAAUGAACAGAAAAAAGAGUCUAAGGAAGUGGAGCAGAAAAAAGAAGCAACCCCAGCUUUGACAGCCCCCAACAUUGUACGACGCUACAAAUGCAGUCUUUGUCCAGCAGUUUUCUGUCAUGCUUCUGGAAAGUACAGACAUAUGAAGAAGCAUGAGCUGUUUAAACUUACUGGCAAAGUGUUCAAGUACAGGAAUUCAGCUUUCUCUACCUUGUCUAACCCUACAUCUUUAAGUAGUACAAAGACUGGAGAGAGUACUUCAAAGACUGGAGAGAGUAGUACAAAGACCGGAGAUGGUACAGAUACCUCAAAAUUAACUGAAGCAAAUAAUAGUUUUGUUUUGAGCUGUCGUUUUUGUGAACGUGGUUUCUCCACUCCACAGUCAUUACAGAAACAUGAGCGCAAUCACAAAGGUGAAAGACCAUACCGCUGUCCUGAAUGUGGAAAAGGAUUCAAGAAACGUGCCUAUCUGAUUGGUCACAAAAGCAUUCACCAGAAGAGGAUACAGUGUACUGUCUGCAGAAAGAUUCUUCCAACUAUCGGAGAACUGAUCCAGCACAGAAGCACACAUCUUAAAAGAGGAAUGCUUCAAUGCCCAGAUUGUCAUCUCCAGUUCCAGUAUCCUGCACAUCUCCUUAGGCAUCUAGAAGGACACAAACGUAGAGAAAACAAGGCAAAACAGCUUGAAGAGAGACCACCACUAAAACCACAGCAGCCCUUGGAAUCUGUGAAAGAGCACAGUGAUCCAAAGCAAUUACAGUGUUCCUUGUGCAAAGAGGUAUUUAAUGAUGCCCAGAUACUAAGAAAACAUUGUCUUACACAUAUAACUGGGUCCUCAACAUACCAGUGUCCAUUCUGCAAACGUGAUUUCAGUCAUCGCCGGUAUUUGUUGCGCCACAUGAUCAUGCAUACUGGAGACAAACCUUUUUCUUGUACUAACUGUGGAAAACAGUUUUACCGUGACUUGUACCUUAAACUUCACAGUGAGAAGUGUUUGCCUGCUCAAACCAGUGAUGUUGUCACGAUGGAGUCUAAGAUAGAAUUAGACACAAAGCCACAAGGGCCACAUAGGUGUUCCUAUUGUCCACGGAGGUUUUUCAAGAAAAUGCGGCUGAAAAAUCAUCUCCAAGGCCACAAAACAAAAUCUCUGCUUCUGUGCUCAAAAUGUGGGCAGUACUUUGGAAUUCAAAAAUUUAAACAACAUCAGAGUAAUUGCGGGGUGACUACAGAACUCAGCUCUGGCUUAUCAUCUCCAAAUGGCAAUGUCUGUAAAAGCUCUUCACCGACAAGCCAUGCCCCUGUAAUGCCCUCAAAGUCUAAUACAACCAAAAUGCUUCCCUUUAAAUGCUCUCACUGUACACAGAGGUUCAGGUACAGAUCAUUACUCUUGAGACAUAUUGUGUCACAUACUGGAGUACAACCCUAUGCAUGUAUGCACUGUGGAAACCGUUAUGGAAGUCAGACAAUGUGUUUGCAGCAUGAAGCUUUCUGUGAUGGUGUUAACAAAGAGGGGCAAUCAAAAGUCAAAGGUGAUGCUUCAACACAGUUGCCAAAGACAGCUACUCUCAAAGAGGCAGCACAAAAGCCCCAAGCUGAAGGUGAAGCUGAUUACAAGUGCAAGUUCUGCACCAAGACUUUCAUGAAAUCAAGAAGCCUGAGACGUCACAUUUUGACACAUAAUGAAGUUAAGCCAUAUCGCUGUAGAGCCUGUGACAACUGCUUUUCAAGAUAUGAUCAUCUCAAAGUACAUCAGGCUCGCUGUAAAGGGAAAAAAACAAGACUAGAGAUCCGUAUUCCUAAAAUCAGUUUAGAGGAUGUUGGCAGGGGUUGGCAAAAUAAGUUUGGCCUGGAGCCUGCUGAAAAGCAGGAGACAUUCAAGUGCGAAGUCUGUUCAAGGAGCUUUCCAACUCAGUCUAAACUUUCCCGACAUGUAACUAUGUUCCACACUACAAAAUUAUUCAAGUGCACAAACUGUGGUUCAUCAUUCUCUCAUGAAAAAACUCUGAAAAAGCAUAAGAAGAUGAGGAAGUGCAGAAAGCGCUCCAAUGGAACAAAUGCUUCUCUACCACCAGAAACCAAUCCUCCUACUGAAAGUGUGACAGACUCGCAAAAAAGAAAGAGAAAAAGAAUUCUACUACAAGUUCAGCCUUACUUUAACAAAAAGCACAAAUAUGUAUGUAGUUAUUGCCCCCGGGCUUUUGGAAACAGCUGGCAAUUGGGCGUGCACACCCGACUGCACACAGGAGAGCGGCCAUAUGCCUGUGAUUAUUGUGGACAGAGAUUUAUAAGAAAGGAUUAUAUGCAGCGUCAUGCCUCAAAGUGCACUGAAAAAUCAAGCACUUCAACACCAAGAUCAUCAAAGUCCACAGUUUCCCAAAGCCUACAGCCAACCUCUAAAAGCCCACCAAAAGGCUUUUCUUGUGCAUACUGUAGUUCCCGCUUCUUACUAUUUUCACAGCUUCAAGAGCAUUUUUUAAAUGCCCACCAGCUGGAAACAAAGGUUCCACCAGUGCCCACUGCUCCCCUGCAACACCAUCUGUCAAAUAUACCAAACAUCAAAAAAGAGCCUUUGGAUGAGAGUGGUGACAAACAGCUUAGUAAUGGUGCUAAUUUGACUUGUAAACUAGAUACAUCUCUUGAAAGUGAGGCCCCCAAGAAAUUUUCCUGCUCAGAGUGUGACAUGUCCUUUACAAAUAAAGCUGGACUAACUGGUCAUCUGCGUGUUCAUGCAGUGGGGUUUCCCUUUAACUGUAAAACUUGCCAGAGGGGCUUUUGGAAUAAAAGUCUUCUCCGUAAUCAUAACAGGAAAUGUAGAUUUGGACGUAUUUCUGAGAGAACUUCAAGCCAACAGUUGGAAGUCCCUUUGAAAGCGGAGAUUGAUUUGGUCCUGAAUGACCCUGUUCUAGUGUUCAAUGAUGCCUCCAAAUCAACUGGCACUGGGGUUUUGCAGACCAGCUUUUCCUGCAAAGAUGACUCAAUGGAUGGAUCCUCACAAAAUUCAGUGGGAAAUCAGGUGCAAAGCAGCUCAAGUAAAGAAAAGAAAGUUGUGCAAUACCAAUGUUCGGAAUGUGACCAGAGCUUCACAGAUGGCCUGUUGCUCAUUAGUCACCUCGAAGACCAUGGACGAGAGGAACAAGCGAAAAAGCGCAAUGCAUGUAUUAAGUGUGGGCAGGUGUUUUCUAGUCAAGGAGCUCUUGAAAAACACAUGAGGAUGCAUGAAAUUAAUAAGAAAUUCCCUUGCCCUAACUGCCCCAAGGUACUUGACACCAUGUCUGAGCUUGAAAUCCAUAGAACAUGCCAUGACCCAAACAGGCCUUUUGUUUGCAAACUGUGUGAUCACAGGUUUUGGACAAGACCAUCUUUAUGUAAUCAUUACCGCAUUGAGCAUCUAGAUGAUGUAUAUAGUUGUCGUUUCUGUAACAAGGCUUAUGCAGUAAAAAAAUCUCUGGUAAGACAUUAUAGAAAAUGGCAUCAAAAAGAGCAGAAAGAUCGAGGGAGAACUAUACAGGAUAAGAGCAGCGCUGAACAAUCCAGCAGUCAAGUGAGUACAACUGGUGAAAGUGAUGAGGAUCAGAAUAACGGCAGUGAGGACAGCGACUCAGACUCUGCGCCAUAUUUCCCAUGCCAUGUGUGUGGUAAGACAUUCCCAACAUCUGAAAGUCUUGAGGAUCAUCAGAGAUGUCACCUGGGUGAAAAACCGCAUGAAUGUGCAGAAUGUGGUAAAUGUUUUUUUCAGGCAUCACAGCUACAGCAGCACCAACGAAUGCACAAGUCUGAAUUUCAAUGUCAGGCAUGUGGAAGAGGCUUUGUCUCGCUCUUUGCUCUGCGGAAACACAAGCAUACUCAUGGAAAGAGCCGUCCAUACCGUUGUUCCAAGUGUGAUUUAAGUUUCACGGGACCCUCACAGUUGGCAGAACACAUGUCUACCCACCGUGAAGAGAACUUCCCAUGUGAUAUCUGCAAUCGCAUGUUUCUCUCAAAAAGUAGUAGAGCUGAGCAUCGGAAAAGCCACUCCAAGUCAGAUGCACCUUCAGUUUCAAGGGAAGAACACAAGAAGUCUGCCUCACCUUCUGAAAGCUCAUUGGUAUCCCCUAAAGAACUUAAAUAUCGCUGUGGUGUUUGUGGUGAGCGUUUUAGAGACCCAGAGGAGCUCUCAGAGCAUGGUUGCAAUGCAGCAAAAGAGCGGUCAUACUCUUGUUCAGACUGCGAUAAACAUUUUCUGCAUGCAUCUCACCUGAAAAAGCACAGGACCACUCAUCAUCUAUCAUGGUCUAAUUGCGAAUAUCCAUGCGAUCAAUGCAACAGAAGUUUUUCCUCCUCUGAGCGCUACCUCAGCCAUCUGAAGAGCCACGUGGACACUGCAGCGGAAACUAAAAACACUGAAGAUAAAGAUGGAGCUGUGUCACGCCGUUUCAUAUGUCCAGUUUGCCACCAGUGUUUUACCAGUGCCACUGAACUGAUUCAUCAUUUUCCCACACAUCCCGAUGGUACCUUUGAAUGCAAAAUUUGUAAAAAGACAUUUCCCUCUGGAAGUAAGCUUGAAGAACAUGAGCGCUGUCAUGUGACAUCAGCUACUGAAUUUGAAUGCAUAGUUUGCGAGUGUGGUCAAAGCUUUUCGGGAAGAGGGGCUUUCCAUCAGCACCACUGUUCCCAUCAACAGCAUGCAGCAAUGGAGGCUGAUAACUCAAAUCCACCAGUGAAGACACCCCCUCCAAGUUAUUAUGAAGCAGCGCGAGAGGAGGAGGAGGUUGAUGUUACCGGAGAGGAUGGAUACAAUUGCCCUGUCUGCUCAAUGCAGUUCAGCUCAAAAAGUGGUCUCUUGGAACAUCAAAAUAAAGAGCAUCGACAUGAGAAGCCAUUCAAAUGCGGGCUUUGUGGAAAAGUGUUUGCUAGGAGGCGCUACCUCAGAGAGCACGAGCGAAGGCAUCGUCAAAAAACCACAGCUCAAUCAGCUGAAAAUACAUUCAAAUGUACCCAGUGCCAUACCGAAUUGAACACAGCACAAGAGCUGUCUUUGCAUAUGAGAUUGCAUGCUGAAAAAGAAGCUGGGGAGUUUCGCUGUGAUAUGUGCUACAAGUCAUUCAGCCAGUGGUCUCAUCUUAAACAGCACCAAGAAAGUCAUGUUGGCCAGAUUGUAUAUGAAUGCACAGAAUGUGACAAAGCCUUUGCUUUUCCUCACCUUUUGGAGGAACAUCAACAGACUCAUGCUGGGUCCUCUCAGUAAUGGUUGUUGCAUCCCAUUUUCCUUUUUGAAUAACUAGCUAAAGUAACUUGAAAUUUCCUUUCAUGCCUUACGCCUGACUGUGUACCUCCACUUGUUAUUACAAUUUGGAUCCAAUUUCUAUUUUUGGCUCUUGUGAGGAAUUAACAAAGCUCUUGGCUCAUGUCACAAUGACAGGGCAUCUCCUCCUGUGUUUCUAUUGACAUUGUGUAUAUUUUUAGUUCUGAUAUUGAAAUUUGUAUACAGUAAAUUAGCCAGAUAGUUUCUUGACUGUGUUUGUAAAUCCAUGACAAAAUUGUGCAAAGCUGUUUAACAUUCUGUGUUAUUAAUACAGACAAUGCAUGAUGGGAUGAGAUAUUUAUGAGAAGUCUUCGAUAAAGGUGGACAUUUUUUAUCAAACAUUAUCAUUUUUGAUGUUUGACAUUUAUUUUCAAACAACAUAUAGUCAGUUUUGUUGAUAAAAAUGUAAUAUAGAUUUCAAACUGGUCAUUUUAAUCUAUUGCUAUUUUCUAUGACCUCAUGUACUAUAGAUAAUUUUGUAAUUUUCAGUUUAACAUUUCUCUGUAUAUAUCAACGGUUGUAUUUUUCAAGUUAUUAGUUGGCAAGUUUUUUGUACAUACUUUUGAAAUAUGUUCGCAAUGAAUAUUCUUUUCACAACCCAAGGAUGUUACUUUCUUAAGAAAUUUCUGUUGAUGUAUUCAAUGGAGUAAAGUCAACUAGAAAAUCCA
Molecule: messenger RNA, 9918 nt
Organism: Plectropomus leopardus (leopard coralgrouper)
Lineage: Eukaryota; Metazoa; Chordata; Actinopteri; Perciformes; Serranidae
Product: zinc finger protein 1035
Source: RefSeq, a predicted model, not a curated record